This is a messenger RNA of Desarmillaria tabescens, 315 nucleotides long. RefSeq lists its product as uncharacterized. NCBI's taxonomy places the organism in Eukaryota, Fungi, Basidiomycota, Agaricomycetes, Agaricales, Physalacriaceae. Bases 1 to 315 code for a protein of 104 amino acids. The transcript is spliced from 3 exons. The record is from RefSeq and is a predicted model, not a curated record.
AUGGCUUACUGGGUAGAGCUGAGUGCUGAUAAAUGGAUGAAGGAAGAACACAAGAUGAAAUUUGACCUCUGCAUCCAUGCCCUCCUUCUCAACAAAGAGGUCAGCUAUGUCCCACCAUUCACCAUCAUCUUAGAAGCUAGGAAGAACGGCAAGGCUUGUGUGCUCUUCACUCACCCCUCCCACUGCCCACCAUCCUCCAUCCUCAACACCCUGCCAAGAACAUGCGGAAGCAUCACCUGUGCCAACUCCAAGUGUAUUGGAAUGUGGCAUAUCAAGGACUGCUGGAGCCUCCAUUAUCUGAGCUCCAUGGUCUGA